AUGGCCGCCUCGUCGCUCGCCGCUGCCAAGCAGCAGUUGAGGAUGGUGGUGAAGGAGAGGCUAUCGUCGGUGUCCCCAGACUCCAUCACCGCUCAAAGCCGCAAGAUAUUCGAGUCUCUCAAGGACUUCCCGCCCUACAAACAUGCGAGCCGCAUCAGCGUAUAUCUCUCCAUGCCGGCGGGCGAGGUCCAGACCGACGCCAUCGUCCGUCACGCCCUCGGCGCCGGAAAGCAGGUCUACGUCCCCUACCUUCACACGCCGCCGCCGGAGCUGGCCAAGGCAGAUGCGCCCGUGCGCGUCAUGGAUAUGGUCCUGCUCGCCAGCGUUGAAGAUUACGAAGGCCUCAAACUCGACCGGUGGUCUAUUCCCAGCAUAGACCCCGCCACCGUCCACGAGCGACAGCGCAUCCUGGGAGGCCCCCCUCGUCAUCCUGGCUCCGACGGUGACCGCUCUGCCCUGGACCUGAUGCUCAUGCCGGGCGUCGCUUUUGACCUCGACCCCGCCGGCUCCGUCCGGAGACUCGGCCACGGCAAAGGGUUCUACGACUUCUUCCUGAACAGGUAUCUGGCCCAGGUCGGCGCCGCCGUCGACAACCCACCAUUGCUCGUCUACGGCCUGGCCCUCACCGAGCAGCUCUUGUCUGCUUCCUCCGCUGAGCAGGUCCCCAUGGGCCCCCACGAUCGGAGGCUGCAUGGCCUCGUGCUUGGCACCGGAGAGAUUCGGGAGUCUCCUACCCAUAGCUUGUAA
This is a messenger RNA of Drechmeria coniospora, 747 nucleotides long. RefSeq names its product 5-formyltetrahydrofolate cyclo-ligase. NCBI's taxonomy places the organism in Eukaryota, Fungi, Ascomycota, Sordariomycetes, Hypocreales, Ophiocordycipitaceae. Gene Ontology annotation, cellular component: mitochondrion. The transcript has 2 exons. Bases 1 to 747 code for a protein of 248 amino acids. Gene Ontology annotation, biological process: folic acid-containing compound biosynthetic process; tetrahydrofolate interconversion. The record is from RefSeq and is a predicted model, not a curated record. Gene Ontology annotation, molecular function: 5-formyltetrahydrofolate cyclo-ligase activity.